Racocetra fulgida is the source of this 210-nucleotide messenger RNA. Lineage: Eukaryota; Fungi; Glomeromycota; Glomeromycetes; Diversisporales; Gigasporaceae. The record is from the annotation of a GenBank genome assembly.
AAAGCCUAGCUGAUGAUGCUUUGGAAACGCUUACUCUAAUGUCUCUACAUUCAACAUCCUUCUGCGAUCAACCAUUACAAUCUGAUAUGUCUAAGUUUCAUUAUAAAACAUUGCAUCCAUUGCCAUCCCAAGCAAAAGAAUUAUUGCAAACCAAUAGUUCACCACAAUCUCAUUUGAGAAAUCAACAAUCUGCUAAUAGUCAGCGAAGUA